AUGAGUGAGUUAGACCAAGGAAUAGAACGGUUAAAAAGCUGUAAUUUAAUUUCUGAGUCUCAAGUUCAAGUUUUAUGUUAUAAAGCACGAGAAAUUCUAAUAGAAGAAGCAAAUGUUCAAUGGAUAGAUUCACCAGUGACAAUAUGUGGUGAUAUUCAUGGGCAAUUUCAUGAUCUUAUGGAGCUAUUUAAAGUUGGCGGUAUGUGCCCAGAUACUAAUUAUAUAUUUAUGGGAGACUUUGUAGACAGGGGUUUUAAUUCAAUAGAAACAUUUUUACUGUUAUUAUCUUUUAAAGUUCGAUAUCCAGAUCGUAUUACUUUAAUUCGAGGUAAUCAUGAGUCACGACAAAUUACUCAAGUUUAUGGGUUUUAUGAUGAAUGUAUACGUAAAUAUGGAAAUACUAAUGUUUGGCGUUAUUGUACAGAGAUUUUUGAUUAUUUAUCUUUAGCAGCAAUAGUUGAUGGCAAAAUUUUUUGUGUUCAUGGUGGCUUAAGUCCUAGUAUUACUACAAUAGAUCAGAUAAGAUUACUUGAUCGAAAACAAGAAGUUCCUCAUGAAGGACCUAUGUGUGAUCUUCUCUGGUCGGAUCCUGAUAAUAUUUCUGGUUGGAGUGUUUCUCCAAGAGGAGCUGGUUUUCUUUUUGGCGGAGAUGUGGUAAAAUCGUUUUGUAGAAUAAAUCAAGUUGAAAUGAUUGCACGAGCUCAUCAACUCGUUAUGGAAGGUUAUAAAAUUAUGUUUGAUAAUACAUCACAAGAGUCAAAUAUGAAUGGUGACCAGAAUACUAAUAAAGAAAAUUGCAAGAAUAUAGAACCAGUAGCAGAGUUUACAUUAACUCAAAAUAAAGAUACAGAUUUUGGAUCCAUAGUUACAGUAUGGUCAGCUCCGAAUUAUUGUUAUAGAUGUGGGAAUGUUGCAGCUAUUUUGAAACUUAAUGAAAAUCUUGAGAAAUCAUAUAAAAUUUUUGAAGCAGCUAAACAAGAAGGCUCUUCUAUUCCUCCUGUUAGGAAACCUAUUGUAGAAUAUUUUUUGUAA
Pneumocystis jirovecii RU7 is the source of this 1032-nucleotide messenger RNA. RefSeq lists its product as uncharacterized. The coding region runs from base 1 to 1032 and encodes 343 amino acids. The record is from RefSeq and is a predicted model, not a curated record. Gene Ontology annotation, biological process: double-strand break repair via homologous recombination; peptidyl-serine dephosphorylation. Gene Ontology annotation, cellular component: cytoplasm; nucleus. Gene Ontology annotation, molecular function: protein serine/threonine phosphatase activity. NCBI's taxonomy places the organism in Eukaryota, Fungi, Ascomycota, Pneumocystomycetes, Pneumocystales, Pneumocystaceae. The transcript has 5 exons.